This is a messenger RNA of Manis pentadactyla (Chinese pangolin), 8778 nucleotides long. It is a transcript of the gene FRMPD4, whose product is annotated as FERM and PDZ domain containing 4. The record is from RefSeq and is a predicted model, not a curated record. Gene Ontology annotation, molecular function: protein binding. Lineage: Eukaryota; Metazoa; Chordata; Mammalia; Pholidota; Manidae. Bases 711 to 5879 code for a protein of 1722 amino acids. The transcript is spliced from 17 exons. Gene Ontology annotation, cellular component: cytoskeleton.
GGAGAGUCCCGAGCAAACAGAACAGUCUGCCGCCUCUGAAAGCAGGAGCAAGGUCAAGCUGUCUGCUGUGUUCUCUGUUGUUUAUUGGAUGUUUAUUUGCUGGCCUCCUGCACACCCAGGGCACGUUACAAAGAGGCACCGCUGGGGCAAUCGAUGCCUGCUGGGCACAGGCACCCGUGCAUGCUAGCCCAGGCUCUCUGCACAGAAAAGUUCAAGGUUUCAUUUGUGGCUUCACCUGUUGUCCCCACGCCUGGCGUGGACGAUGUACUGCUGGGAGAGAAAGCCCCUCCAGAGGGCCAGUUCGUGUUGCACUUGUCCUUAUCAGUGCAGUGGCCCAGCAGGGGUGGGGAGAGCCGGCCUGUAGAGAGCCUUGUGCCCCACGUGCUGUCCGCGAGCUUGAGCCGGAGCGGAGCUCCACCAGCAGCCGGCUUGCUCUCUGGUCUUGUGCUGUAAGGAGGAAAGGCUGUAGGGCAGUGAGCCUGAACUUGGCUGUUCAUCCACACUGCACUGAAUGAUUGCACAGAGUGGAGUCAAAUGCCAUUUGGGGGCGAAGAGCGAAGAGCAUGCGUCACACUCUUGUUGCUGCUGGAUAUAGUAGGAAGGACCCCUGACAGCCUCCAGUAAUUACCAGCCACAGAACCAAGUCUGCGGGCUGGCCACCUCCCUCUGGAACCUGGGGCUUGAACCAGGUGCCACCCUACGGAUGGGAGAUGACAGCAAACCGGGAUGGCCGAGACUGCUUCAUCAAUCACAUGACACAGGCAAUCCCAUUUGAUGACCCUCGGCUAGAGAGCUGCCAAAUCAUCCCUCCGGCCCCACGGAGGGUGGAGAUGAGGAGGGACCCUGUGCUGGGAUUUGGUUUCGUGGCAGGGAGUGAAAAGCCAGUGGUCGUUCGCUCAGUAACACCAGGUGGCCCCUCCGAAGGCAAGCUGAUCCCAGGAGAUCAGAUCGUAAUGAUUAAUGAUGAGCCAGUCAGUGCUGCGCCGAGGGAACGGGUCAUCGACUUGGUCAGGAGCUGCAAAGAAUCGAUACUCCUCACUGUCAUUCAGCCUUAUCCUUCUCCCAAAUCAGCAUUUAUUAGUGCUGCAAAAAAGGCAAGAUUAAAGUCUAAUCCAGUCAAAGUGCGAUUCUCCGAGGAGGUCAUAAUCAAUGGCCAAGUGUCGGAAACUGUUAAGGAUAAUUCACUUCUUUUUAUGCCAAAUGUCUUGAAAGUCUAUCUGGAAAAUGGGCAGACCAAAUCAUUUCGCUUUGACUGCAGCACCUCCAUAAAGGAUGUCAUCUUAACCCUUCAAGAGAAGCUCUCCAUCAAAGGCAUUGAACACUUCUCCCUCAUGCUGGAGCAGAGGACAGAAGGGGCUGGACCCAAGCUGCUCCUGCUCCAUGAACAGGAGACUCUAGCUCAGGUGACACAGAGGCCCAGCUCCCAUAAGAUGAGAUGUCUUUUCCGAAUUAGCUUUGUCCCAAAGGAUCCAAUUGACCUUUUAAGGAGAGAUCCAGUUGCUUUUGAGUAUCUCUAUGUUCAGAGUUGUAACGAUGUUGUUCAGGAGCGAUUCGGGCCGGAGCUGAAAUACGACAUAGCCCUGCGGCUGGCUGCCUUGCAGAUGUAUAUCGCAACCGUUACCACCAGGCAAACGCAGAAAAUCUCCCUCAAAUACAUCGAAAAAGAAUGGGGAUUAGAGACUUUUCUUCCCUCUGCUGUGCUGCAAAGCAUGAAGGAGAAGAACAUAAAGAAAGCACUUUCACACCUUGUCAAAGCAAAUCAAAACUUGGUGCCACCGGGUAAAAAGCUCUCUGCACUGCAAGCCAAGGUCCAUUAUCUCAAGUUCCUCAGUGACCUUCGAUUGUAUGGGGGUCGUGUGUUCAAGGCAACAUUAGUGCAGGCAGAAAAGCGCUCAGAAGUGACUCUCUUGGUUGGGCCCCGGUAUGGCAUAAGUCACGUCAUAAAUACCAAAACCAAUCUGGUGGCUCUUUUAGCUGACUUCAGCCAUGUCAACAGGAUCGAGAUGUUUACUGAAGAGGAGAAUUUGGUGAGGGUGGAGCUCCACGUGCUGGAUGUGAAGCCCAUCACACUCCUGAUGGAAUCGUCAGAUGCCAUGAACCUGGCCUGCUUGACGGCAGGCUACUACAGGCUCCUCGUGGAUUCCAGGAGGUCCAUAUUUAACAUGGCCAACAAGAAAAACGCAGGGACCCAGGAAACAGGAACUGAAAAUAAAGGAAAGCAUAGCCUCCUUGGCCCAGAUUGGAACUGCAUACCCCAAAUGACCACCUUUAUUGGCGAAGGGGAACAAGAAGCCCAGAUAACAUAUACAGAUUCAAAACAGAAGACAGUUGAGGUUACAGAUGGCACCUUGUGUCCAAAAGACCACCGGCACUUGUAUGUGGACAACACCUACAAUUCAGACGAGCUCAACCAGCCACUGACCCAGCCAGGUGAUGCUCCGUGUGAAGCAGACUACAGAAGUCUAGCUCAGCGGUCCCUGUUGACCCUCUCAGGGCCAGAACCUCUAAAGAAAGCACAAGAGUCUCCAGGAGGAGCUAAAGUGUCCUUUAUUUUUGGAGAUCUCACCUUGGAUGAUGGUAUCAAUGCCCCAACUCUCAGCUACGAAAGACUAUUGGACGAGAGUCCGGAACUGCUGCAGAAGCAGAGGCAUCUCUACAUCAGCAGUGCCAGUGACAUGAAGAACUUGGAUCUCACUCCUGACACAGAGAGCAUCCAGUUUGUGGCAAAUUCUGUUUAUGCAAACAUAGGUGAUGUGAAGAACUUUGAGGUUGCUGAGGGGAUAGAGGAGCCCCUCCUGCAUGACAUCUGUUAUGCAGAAAACACCGAUGACGCAGAGGAUGAGGACGAGGUGAGCUGUGAGGAGGACCUGGUAGUGGGAGAGAUGAGCCAGCCAGCCAUCCUCAGCCUGUCUGGGUCAAGCGAUGACAUCAUUGACCUGACAUCCCUGCCCCCUCCCGAAGGGGACGACAAUGAGGAUGACUUCCUGUUGCGUUCCUUGAACAUGGCUAUUGCCGCACCGCCCCCUGGCUUUAGAGAUAGCUCAGAUGAGGAGGACUCUCAGAGCCAGGCAGCUUCCUUCCUCGAGGACAAGGAGCCGGGCAGCAGUCUGCAAAGUGACGAGAUCCCUGUGUCCCUCAUCGACGCGGUGCCCACCAGUGCUGAGGGGAAGUGUGAGAAGGGACUGGAUACCACUGUUGUUUCCACGCUGGAAGCUCUAGAGGCUCUGUCCGUGUCGGAAGAACAGCAGACCAGUGACAAUUCAGGUGUAGCCAUCUUGCGGGCUUAUAGCCCCGAGUCUUCGUCAGACUCGGGCAAUGAAACUAACUCUUCCGAAAUGACUGAGAGUUCUGAACUGGCUACGGCACAGAAGCAGUCAGAAAACCUCUCCCGCAUGUUCUUGGCCACUCACGAAGGCUACCACCCCCUCGCAGAAGAGCAGACGGAGUUCCCCACCUCCAAAACCCCUGCUGGGGGCUUGCCUCCAAAGUCUGCCCAUGGCCUGGCUGCCCGUCCAGUGACUGACCUCCCGCCCAAAGUUGUGCCUUCCAAGCAGAUACUGCACUCAGACCACAUGGAGAUGGAGCCUGAAACCAUGGAGACCAAGUCGGUCACUGACUAUUUUAGCAAACUGCGCAUGGGGUCGGUGGCAUAUUCCUGCACCAGCAAAAGGAAAAGUAAGCUGGCCGAUGGGGAGGGGAAAGUACCCUCUAGCGGGAACACAGCCGGGAAAAAACAACAGGGGACCAAAACAGUGGAGGCAGAGGAGGAUGUCAAAGGCAAAUUUGGUACUGUGUCUUCAAGGGACAGUCAACACCUAAGCACCUUCAACCUGGAAAGAACUGCCUUCCGGAAGGACAGCCAAAGAUGGUAUGUGGCUGCUGAGGGAGGGGUGGCUGAAAAAAGUGGAUUGGAAGCUGCAACAGGGAUAAGCUUCCCAAGAGCUUCUGGUCUGGGGACAAGGGAGGCCGAGGGGAAGGACGAAGGAACUCCUGAUGGAGAAGCCAAUGAGGUUUCAGUGCUUGGCCAGCAGGACCACUUCUUAACUGACGUGACCUGUAUAUCUGCAGCCAAGGCCUUAGAUAACCCAGAGGAUGCCAACACGUCUACCUGUGACCAUCCUUCCAAGCUUCCUGAGGCAGAAGAGAGUGUGGCCCACCUCUGUGACUACCACUUGGCCAAGCGGAUGUCAUCGUUGCAGAGUGAGGGCCAUUUUUCUCUACAGAGCUCGCAAGGCUCCUCGGUGGACGCGGGCUGUGGUACAGGCAGCAGCGGCAGCGCCUGUGUCACACCUGUGGAGUCCCCACUCUGCCCCUCCUUGGGGAAGCACCUGAUCCCCGAGGCUGUGGGGCAGAGUGCGAGUUACAUUCCCUCAGAGGAGAGAGCCACUGGGCUUCCCAGCCACGGAGCCACCUUUAAGGAGUUACACCCACAGGCGGAAGGGAUGUGUCCACGGAUGGCAGUACCUGCUCUGCACACGGCGAUUAAUGCCGAGCCCAUCUUCGGCACUUUGAGAGACGGGUGUCAUCGACUCCCCAAGAUUAAAGAAACCACAGCUUUGACAGAGCCUGGGAAGGAGAGACAAGGAGGCAUGCCUUCAGUUUGGUCUCAACAUCCUGAAGCUGAUCCCAUCUUGCAACCAUCAAACAUUCACUCGGAAUCAAAGGUGCCAAUUCCAAAUCAAGACCCUAAUGAUUUCUCCCAAGCAAUCCAGGAAUACGGAGAGGCUGUGAGCUGGUGGCCACUUGAUCUGAGAGUGGGGAGCCUCAGGACACCACCCAGCCAGAGGGCUCUGAGGCGGAGCAGCAGUAUCCUCCUAGGAUCUGUAGGUUUGGAGACCUUCCGAGAGAGAACCAAGGGUGCAGUCAGCUUAAAGUGUUCAGGUAUCACAGAAGCACAGGAGGCCAGUUCAGAAAGGCGAGCAGAACUCCCCUUGGGAAAGAAGCUCACCAAAAGUUUUUCCCAAAGCACUAUGCUCUUUAACUCUGAGGGGAAGGUUCCCAAAAGGUCCCCAGCGGCUCACAAAGACUCAAAGCUGUGUAGGACAUUACCCUUGAGGAAGCUGGAAGGCAGCAAUUGGAGAUGCCGGGGACCUUUCAGCUACUGCUUCCUGAACCGAGGACAGGAUGAAGAUGGUGAUGAAGAUGAAGAGGAGGGAGAGGCCACCCACCAGGUCUCUUGUCUCUUUCGACCACAGAUGAUGCAAGCCAUGCCAGAACAAACCAGCCCACCCCUGGCUGUUGGGAUUCAGAAGCAAGGAGGGGAGCUGUCCAGAGAUUCAGUGCUGAAGGUCUGGGCAGAAGACUUGAGUGGCCCAGAUGACAUGGACUUCAGCAACCUGGCUUUUGAUGCUCGGAUUUUAAGAAUAAAUGCCCUAAAGGAGAGCACAUAUGUAAUGCCUGAUGGGUUCCUUGCAGCCCAAAAUGAUGCCAAUGAACUGCUUUGCCUUGUCAGGGCAACCAAGGGGAAGAGAGAGGAGUCACACUCUGAAGCAUACGACCUUACACUUUCUCAGUACAAGCAACUGUUGUCCAUUGAGUCCAGACAGUUGGGAAGUGCCUGUAGGAAAAUGGCGAUGGCUGAGAAAAGCCCAGACGAGAUGCUCCUAGCUAUGACUUCCAGCUUUCAAGUACUCUGUUGCCUAACAGAAGCCUGCAUGCGAUUAGUUAAAGUUGUGAACUCAGAAACACAGCAGCAGGAAAUUGUAGCGAAGAUCAAUGAAGUGGUCAUCAACUACAUUUGUCUCCUGAAAGCAGCAGAGGCAGCCACUGGAAAGACCACUGGGGAUCCUAAUGUUGGACUCUCGACGCGACAUUCAAUCACCAUGGCCGCUCUUGUAAGCACACUAACACGUUCUCUCAAGAUGCUUUUAAAUAAAUAAUAUGAAAGUCACAUCAUAAUCUAUCUUUGCAAAGCCAUACAUGAACUUUUAUUUACUUUGUGUGUACGAUGAACAGAUGUCUCCUUUCUUCUCUCUGUAUAUUUUGUUAUUUUAUAUAAAAUAGGAGAUAAAAGUCACAUUGAUGAGAUGUUGAAAUGUACUAAUCAAAUGUAUUCUGUUUAUAUUAUACUUAUAUAUACAUGUAAAAGAUAUAUACAAGAAAGUGAUGACAUCUGGCUAUUUUUCGUAUAGUUGAAUCUCCAGGUAUAUGAUGUGAAAUUUUAAAUUCUACCGUGUGUGAGCAAAACAAUGAAUCCUAUCCCCUUCCUUCCAAGCACAUACUUGGGGACCAUAUCAUUCAUAUUUAGAAAUAAAAAGGAAGAAAGAAAGAAAGGAGGAAUCACAAUGUAUAUAAACCAGUACUUGUGUUUUAAAAUUACGAUUUUUAAGCAUUGGAAAUAGCAAAAGGACAUUUAAAAUUCAAGAAGCUAUGAUGAAUUAUUAGAGAGUAUAUAUAUAAUAAAUUAAUUUUUGAUCAUAGUGUUUGGUUACAUGAUGCUUUCUUCCAAGAAUCCUACAUAUUUAAUUUUGGCUUAUGCUCUUUGGGCUAGAAAUGGGGUGGGGGUCAAUUCUAUUGUGUCAACACAAAUGCUUUUCAUGAUGUAUCUACAAUUAAAAUAGUUCCCAAAUAGAAGAACAGAGACAAUGAUGGGCAGGUUUCUGGGCAAUACCUAGAGUUAGAUUUUCUAAUUACAUAAAAUGUAAAGAAUUAAUAGCAAAAAUUAAAUUGUUUGAUGGAAAGAGAGAACUGCUUUGACUAAAUGUCAAGAUACAUAAACCAAAGACAACAUAUCCACGCGCCCCCUGCAACUCAACCACGAAACUUAGAAUUCCCUCAAGAGUGACAGAACAUUUAGUGAAGUAUUUACAAAAAUGCAAAAACUAACAUGCAGUGAUCAUCAAGAGUUAGUGCAGAUCCAGUAACAUAAGGCAGACUUUACGCCAGCCUGUGAGUCACAUCUCAGGUCCCAGUGCUCGGCAUAGAGCUCCAUGCAUCAUAUCCUCUACAGGGGUCAAUGCUUCCAACUAGAUUUGGAAUUACAGCCUAACACUGGGACAAGAUUUCGAAUCUGGAAUGUUCCGGAAAAUCAGGGAGAGAUGGCUACUCUAAUAUAGAAACCAUGGUUAAAUAGUAAAGUAUUCAAUGUUCUAAUCUGGAUUGGUUGGCAGAAAUAUGAACACUGAGAUUUAAAAAAAAACCAGAAGUGGCAAAUUUGACCACUUUAAGUGAAACUGAUAGAAUGCAAAGAAGUUUUCAGAACUGUCAUCUCUCUAAAAAUGUACCUUUGGGUCAAAGUAAGAGGAUGCACACUCUGCGAUUGUAAAAUAAAAUUGAUAUGUACAUAUGUACUUUAUGGGUCAUUUACUUCUCAAGCUACACACACUCCUAUUUAUGUAGGUGGCUCCUUAAAAUACAACAGGAGUAUGCCAGCUGCAAAUACUUCCUUUUGUGCAGCCUACUGGGCAGAAGGCAUUACACAAUCCAUAGCCGCUAGCUCUGUCAGUUGUGCCAUAGAGACUCAAUAACAAAAGCCACAUAUAUUUAUAGAUGGUAGAAAACAAAAGGAGUUUAGAUGUGUGUUACUAUAAAUAAUGUUUAAAUGAUAAAACAUUAUUUUACUACAAUUAUAAUGAUAAAUAUUGGUGUUUGAUAUUGAGAAGUAUUAAUGGUGUUUACUGUGGAAAUUUCUGGUAAACAUUCUGUGUACUAAUAUACAUAGUAAUAGGAUUUGUGUUCUAUGUCAGACGAUGUGCUAAAUAUAUCACGUAUUAUCUCAUUUAAUCACAGCAAUCUGAUGAUUUGAGCACUAUCAUUAAUUCCCUAUGGAGGCAAUAUGGUUUAGUAAUUAAAGACAUGGAGUUUGGGGUCAGAAACCUUGAUUUAAAUUUGGACUCUGCCAUUUCUAGCCCAUUCAUCUUGGGGAAGCUAAUGAAUUAGAUUUUCUAAGUCUCAAUUUCCUCAUAGUAAAAUGAAAAUCAGUAAUAUCUAUUUACAUAGGGUUGUGGUGAGUUUUAAGUAAAAUUAUGUAUGUAAAGUUCUUAUCACAAUACUUGGCAGAGUAAAUACUCAAUGUUAGAUAUUAUUGUCAUCAUCAUAAUCAUUACAUUAAAUAUAUUGCCCAAGAUAAAAUGUGGGGGAUGUUUGUUUUAUAUACGUACUGUAUCCUGACUCUGUGCAGAAUACAUUAUGUGGAUUGCAUAUGUACAAAAGAAGUGUCCAAGAAAGUGGUCGUUUUUGGUCAAAUCACAUGCCCAGCUAAGAGCAACUUGCCAGUCCAUUCCAGUUCUUUGAAGGGCCUCAGUGAAAUAGCUCUGGGCCUUUCUAAUCAAUCUCCCAUUAUAUAUGGGUGUUCCAGUAAGUUUCUAUUUCUUAUGAACAAACUCUUUACUACUUAGAAAACCUGAAGGGCCCCCUCCACCAUUCACUGAACAUGAGGGCACCUAAGUAGGGUCCAGGUCCACUGCACUGUAGGAAAAAUAUCAGAAUGAUACUUGUGUUUAUUAUUUUUAUCCAGCCUCUUUUAUGUUUCUGUAUGUUUUACAAUGGCAUAAUAGUACAGUUAUAUAUGUACAUCAUUUUAAAUAAAUUAAUAAGCAUACGCAAAAAUAUUAUCACAGAUAAGCUUGAAUUAACUAAACUUUGGAGAUCACUGAACUAAAGAAUCAAAUUUCCUUAUACUCAAGGUCCUUUACCUUUAGUCCCCAGCCUAUUUUUCCAAGUGUCUCACCUCAGUUUUAUUAAUCUUUUAUUAUAAAACUUAAAAAUAUAUAUAUAAAUAGACACAAUCAUAUAAUGAAUCAAUAUGUACUCAUCACACAACAGUUCAUGUCCAAUCUU